CGAUCGUGGUCAAGGUAUCCCGCUUCAAUCUUCACCACGACCAUCUCCUCCGGCCGCUCACUACCUGUCGACGAUGAGCGGUACACGCAGUCAGAUUGAGAAGGCUAUCGGUCAAAUACAAGACAAGCAGCCUAUACCAGAAAUUGACUUCACCCAGCACCAGCUCGACAAUGGGUUCACCAUCAGCACCCAGGAGCGCGUCGUGAAAGAGGUGCAAGCACCUGCGAUGGCCAUUCCUACGGACGAGCAAUUCUUCUCGCAUGAAGAUCCCACGAAGCCAGAUGUCGCAUUCCUCAAGAACCACUUCUACCGCGAGGGCCGAUUGUCAGAAGAACACGCCAUGUAUAUCUUGGAGAAGGCGACUGAGCUGUUGCGAGCAGAGCCAAAUCUGCUCUACGUCGAUGCGCCGGUCACAGUCUGUGGUGACAUACACGGCCAAUAUUACGAUCUUAUGAAACUGUUCGAGCUCGGGGGCAGUCCAGCAACCACGCGGUACCUCUUUCUAGGCGACUACGUCGACCGAGGAUACUUUAGUAUUGAGUGUGUGCUCUACCUGUGGUCCCUAAAGAUCUGGUACCCGGACACCAUGUUCCUCCUGCGCGGCAACCAUGAAUGCCGUCACUUGACGGAUUACUUCACCUUCAAGCUUGAGUGCAAACGUAAGUACUCAGAGCGCCUCUAUGACGCGUGCAUGCAGUCGUUCUGCGCGCUGCCUCUCGCUGCUAUCAUGAACAAGCAGUUCUUCUGUAUCCAUGGCGGUCUCUCGCCCGAGCUCCAGACGCUCGAUGACAUCCGUAAUAUCGAUCGGUUCCGGGAGCCUCCCACGCAGGGUCUGAUGUGUGAUAUUCUCUGGUCUGAUCCUGUCGAGGAUUUUGGCCAAGAGAAGAUGAACGAGAGUUUCGUGCAUAACCAUGUCCGCGGUUGCUCUUACUUCUUCACGUAUCAGGCAGCAUGCCAAUUCUUGGAACGCAACAAACUCCUUUCCAUCAUCCGAGCGCAUGAAGCGCAGGAUGCGGGGUAUCGUAUGUACCGCAAGACCCGAACAACGGGCUUCCCAUCUGUCAUGACCCUCUUCUCCGCCCCCAACUACUUGGACGUCUACAACAACAAGGCCGCUAUCCUCAAGUACGAGAGUAACGUCCUCAAUAUCCGACAGUUCAACGCCAGCCCCCACCCGUACUGGUUGCCGAACUUCAUGGACGCCUUCACGUGGAGUCUACCCUUCGUCGGUGAAAAGAUCACCGACAUGCUUCUGGCGAUGCUCAACUGCUGUUCCAAGGAAGAGUUGGAGGAGGAGAGUUCAGACGAGGAGGUCGAUGAACCGCUCGUAUCGUCAGGAGGUGCCAUUUCUGAAGAGUCUUCGGAGCGCCGUAAGGUCAUCAAGAACAAAAUCCUUGCUGUCGGGCGGAUGGCGCGCGUGUUUGCUCUCCUUCGGGAGGAGUCCGAGAGAGUAUCGGAACUCAAAAACAUUUCCGGCUCAGCUAAGCUGCCAUUCGGGACGCUUGCGUUGGGAGCAGAGGGUAUCAAGGAUGCUAUCACUGGCUUCGAGGAUGCCCGCAAAUCCGACAUCGAGAACGAACGUCUGCCGCCCGACCUCUAUGAUGCUGAGUCCGAUGAAGGUAGGGCUAUCCUGUCGUCCGGCCCUGCGUCGCCGGAGGGAGCACCGGUCUCCCCGCCGCCUGCCUCUGGCGUGGCACGCGCACUAGAGCAGGCGAUCUCCAGUGGCUCCAUUACACCCCUCAGCACGUCUGGUCCCAGCACCCCUGCGUCGCCAUCGUCGCCGACAGCCUCCCCUGCGCCGUUCAGACGCGGCCACGGGCGCCAGGCGAGUCUUGGGACGACGAUGACGAGCCCCAGUACGCGCCGGAGGAGCAUCGAGAGCACGAUGUCGCUCAUCAAGGAGGUCGUCGACUCGAAGGUGCCCAUCCAGGAUCCAGAGCUCAUCAAGCUCGCGGACUCUAUUGCGGGCCAGAGCAGUCCGCGGACCAGUGCGCCGCCUUCGCCCAGUUAAGCACGGGGAGGGUAGCAUGUAUUGCAUCGCAUUACAUUGUGGAUAGGGAUGUGGAUGAUUUGUGUACCGUGACUGGACUGGUGUCGGCUCCUUUGCAUAUGUUGGAAUUUGUCCGUGUAAUGUGCACUUUCGUGUAUAAUCUUUGUUCUCCACUGCAUUUACGAUUUCAAGGUCGCCACACAAUCCUGAUAUGUCAUGGCAUGCCGGCGGAAGAGUAUCGGUCGGCAGGGCUGGAGUUCGGUCCGUCCUUCACAAUACAAGUGCGGUGCGAGAAGUCCCGCUGCGCAG
This is a messenger RNA of Fomitopsis serialis, 2299 nucleotides long. Its product is annotated as serine/threonine protein phosphatase 2B. Gene Ontology annotation, molecular function: calmodulin-dependent protein phosphatase activity; calmodulin binding. The transcript has 11 exons. Gene Ontology annotation, biological process: calcineurin-mediated signaling; fungal-type cell wall organization. Gene Ontology annotation, cellular component: cytoplasm; calcineurin complex. The record is from RefSeq and is a predicted model, not a curated record. The coding region runs from base 74 to 2011 and encodes 645 amino acids. NCBI's taxonomy places the organism in Eukaryota, Fungi, Basidiomycota, Agaricomycetes, Polyporales, Fomitopsidaceae.